AUCACUAGCUAUGGUCUAAUGACAUUUGCGUACUGGUUACAAUUAAACAAAUAAAUAGUCUUAAAUAACAAAUAAACACACUAUCUAAUGUGCUGUUUCUUUAAACUAUCUGGAUUGCAGCCAGUUACAUGAAUGGUGUUGGACACGUGAGUUUGUCUCGAUGUGGUGUCUCCUCUUAGCGCAGUAUUUCUCAUGUUUUCUCUGGCUGUUCUCCAAUUCUCUCUCUUGCGCGCUCUCUCUCUCUCUGCGCUUCUCGUGCCCCCUCCCUCCUCGUGUUAUCCACCCACGGGAAAAGUGAUUUUCGCCUCUUUUUUUAAAUGUAUAUACCUCACUCUCAUCCCAGUCAAUGGACUUAUUUCCGUGUGGGCAGCAGGGGUGCAUUUAAAAUGCCAACGUUCUUGCCUGAACCCAUCCGCGUACAAAGUGUUUCCCCGCAAAUUCAGGAAUCACCGUUUCAGUAGCGUGAAUCUGACCCUGCACUGUCAAGGUCCCCCCUCGCAAAUGUCUCGUUUGCACAGACGGUGACCGAAAUCCCAAUCGAUCACUCGGGCUUAUUUUAUUACCAAAGCCACCCCCACUCAAUUCCACAGUGAUUUUUUUUCCCUCCGUGUAUCUCUGUGUGUGUGCGAGGGUGCGCGCGCGUGCCAAAUUCUCAAUCGAGAGCCAGCAGCACGUGCUUCUCACGGUACCGCGUAAAGGCGCGCGUUUAAUUUCUACCGUUUGCAUCCCGUUUCACGUGCGCGCCGGUUGUUCAGUCGUAAGCGCGCGCUGCCCGUUCGGAUUCCAGCAGCGGGACGUCCGGUGACUGACGGAAAGCUCGUGCUACAGCAACGGAAGGUGCGCGAGACUCGGUUUGGUACCACACGCACGAUGAGUGAGCGCGCCGAAGAAGCCGCCGGCGAAGCUUCAGGAUCGCAGCCCGAGCCCGCCCCGGCCGAGCCACCGAAGAGGGGACCGGGCAGACCCAGAAAGCCGCAACAGGAACCCACAGGAGAGCCUGUCCCCAAACGGCCGAGGGGUCGCCCCAAGGGAAGCAAAAACAAGGGGCCCUCCAAAGCAGCGCAGAAGAAAGCCGAGACCACGGGGGAGAAAAGACCCAGAGGAAGACCCAGGAAAUGGCCACAACAGGCAGUCCAGGAAAAGCCCGCUCAGGAAGAAGAAGAGGAGGAGGAGGAGGCCGAGCCAGAAGAGGACUAAGCAACCACAGGAUUUCACCUCUACCUCAUUCAGCUGUCAGCUCUCUCCAAGGGAAAAGACUGCCUUGACCACUUAUUAUUGACUUCUCACUUUCGUUUAUUUUAGUUUUUCCUCAUUCGUUUAUUUUGGUUUUGUUUCGUUCAUGAUAAACACACACACACACACACACACACACACCACCUCAGUGUGUAAACCCCCAAAAAGACGUAAACGCAAACAAACAUCUUGCAGAUGACAAUAGGAGCCGCCUUGCUGUUCCCACUUCAGCGUUUCAAACUGCUGUAAGCACACAAAGUGGUGCAGGGGUUAAACACAGAAUAUGUGCUACAGCGGUUUUUCUUGCGCCACACACACUUAAAAGCACACUGAUGUUUUUACAUCGGUAAAGAAGAUACAAACCGUAUGGUUUUGUCAUUCAGAUGGUGCCUUAAAUGGAAAUACACAAAUGUAUAUACAGUACACACACAACCCCCUCUCUUCAGAGCACCAUACCACCAAAGACAAAGUUAAAAUAGACACUACAGAUACAGAUAGUGUACCCACUGAUGAAUUGGUUAAGCAAAUCUUGUCGUAACUCAGAAGUAAGUCCUCCAAAGACUAAAAUCCAAUCAGGUGUUUAGCACACGAGAGGAAAACUGGUGCGAUAUAGUCCCAUCUAUGAAUAAAUGUUUUUAAAACGUUUGUAAGAUAAAUAAGCUGUCGCAUGUAAUGCAGUGUUCGCCAAAAUGACAGGGAGCUUUAACAUAUUUGACUUAAAAUUCCAACCAGAGCCUCCAACCUGUUAUGCUGCGUACACACCAAACGCAAAGCAUCGCGUUCCUCGCUCUAGGUUACUCGUGGGAUUUAACUUGUCAUGCGCAUUUUUAGCUUGAGUUGAAUAUUUACAAAAUUUGAGGCGAAUUGUGCGUUUUCGCGCCAUCCAAUUUGCGUCAUUUGUAUCGCCUCGCAUAAGUUUGCAUCUAUUCGCGUCUUUGCAUUGACUUUGUAUGUAAUCUACUCGCGCAUGAAUUCGCAUUUGUUGUGUACGCCCCAUUAGUAACUUUAAAGAAAUAUAUUUUAUCAACUAUUAUGUAACCAAUCAUUAGUUUAAAUUAACCUACAAAAUGUCCAUACUUGACCCAACCAUGCGUUGAAUCAACCCAGCAUAGGUUAAUUUAAACCCAUUGGUUGAGUUUGUCCAUAUUUUCCCCAACUGAGCAGAAUAUCCAAGAUGCUUUUUAGUGAAGUCAGCGGUGACACAACUACAAUAUUACUUUUGGGUCGAACUAUCCCUUUAAAAUCACCCUGUCCUUGGUGAUAAAUGUAAACUUGACGCUUUCUUUUAGUUUUUCCCGCCAUCGAUAAAUGGCGGGGAAAAAAUGCCACGCCGCUCAACAAAUCUUCGCAACGUUGGCUUCGCUUAAUUUACAAACGUGUACAUAAUCGUGUUUUAUUUUCGUUUACGGCAUAGCUUUAAGAACAUAACUUUUUUGACGAAUAGGGAAAGGGAAAUGUAUCAACUCAGUCUGGUUCAUGACCUAAACCUCAAUAAAUACAAAAACCACAGGAACAAAACCACGCUAUACCUCAUUACGCAAAAAAGAUACCUGAACAGCAGUGACCGUGUGAUGUCGGAAGAUCCAGCCUGAUCUCACAAGAAAACGUACAUAUUUUACGAGUUGGCUAAUUCGUAUCAAUUCAUACAAAGUUGAUCGUGCAAAAUUGUACGA
This is a messenger RNA of Misgurnus anguillicaudatus (oriental weatherfish), 2906 nucleotides long. It is a transcript of the gene hmga2, whose product is annotated as high mobility group AT-hook 2. Lineage: Eukaryota; Metazoa; Chordata; Actinopteri; Cypriniformes; Cobitidae. The record is from RefSeq and is a predicted model, not a curated record. Gene Ontology annotation, molecular function: transcription coregulator activity; DNA binding. Gene Ontology annotation, biological process: regulation of DNA-templated transcription. Gene Ontology annotation, cellular component: chromatin; nucleus.